AUGUGCAGUGUAAAAGCAAGUUUCUUCCGUCCUUGGGACAGUGUUGACUCGGAAUCUCUCUCCAAAUUCGACGACGCGGAUUUGAGUGCCAACAUAAAAAGUGAAUACGAGGAAGAAAACAAAAGUGUUUCUUCGCGGAGUGACGAUUCGCCAAACGGCAGCUUGGACAUGUUAUCGAACUUUGUGUUCAACUCUUCAAGGGAUUUGACCACCUUUGAAGGAUCAAUCGAGCGAACUGACCGGACUAAUUCGCCUUGUGACUCCUGUCCUUCAAUAGCGUCACCCAAUUCCGCGUUUACGCCUACAUAUACGCCAAUCUCCAUGGAUUACUUGUCAGGACUAGGAGCUGGACAGUUCAUGUCCUAUGACACUGUUAACCUUCUUCAGUCACCGAUUUACUAUCCUGGUCACUAUCCUUCAGUGGAAGAAGCUGUCAGAUUGAUUCAUCAGCAAGAUAUCGCCGCUAAACAAAUGAAGAAACUCAGGCCAAAGAAAUUUCGCUGUGAACAUUGCAAUGUUGCUUUUAGCAACAAUGGCCAGCUUCGAGGACAUGUCAGGAUCCAUACUGGUGAAAGACCCUUCGAAUGCGACUCAUGCGGCAAAAAAUUCACGAGAAACGAAGAACUGACACGCCAUAAAAGAAUUCACACUGGGCUGAGGCCUCACGCAUGUGUAAUCUGCGGAAAACGGUUUGGUAGAAAAGAUCAUCUCAAAAAACACACCAGGACUCACGAUAACCGCGGACCAUUCACCCUUCCUCACAUAGGAGCUUUUGGACAUCCCUCUUUGUUGUCGCCUUACUUCUACUCACCUUAA
This is a messenger RNA of Cotesia congregata, 816 nucleotides long. Lineage: Eukaryota; Metazoa; Arthropoda; Insecta; Hymenoptera; Braconidae. The record is from the annotation of a GenBank genome assembly.